AUGGCCCAUCCGCCCGGUACCCCAAAUCCUGCGCGGGCAGGUCGCAACACCCCGACGGUCAAGCGAGAGUCGCCCGGCCUUGACGGCGAGCAAGUCGACAACUUCGGCAACCCAGGGGUUUUUGGUCACGAAGGAGCCACGGGCGAAGACGAGGAGAGCGUCAAGGCCGCGGUGGCCGUCGCUGAGGCGGAGCUCAAACUUGCACACCUUCGUGCCAAGCAGGCGAGCCUGGCGAGUAUGUCGAAGAAGUAG
Alternaria incomplexa is the source of this 252-nucleotide messenger RNA. RefSeq lists its product as uncharacterized. The record is from RefSeq and is a predicted model, not a curated record. Lineage: Eukaryota; Fungi; Ascomycota; Dothideomycetes; Pleosporales; Pleosporaceae. The transcript has a single exon. The coding region runs from base 1 to 252 and encodes 83 amino acids.